UCUGCAGCCGAGGAGCCUUCCUCAGAGGCGCUGCUGCAGAGAAACACGAGCGCGUAAGUAACUGAAUGGGACAUGAAGAAUUGACGUUUAAAUGGCCAGCAUGUUGCAAAAGUCUGACAGCAAUGCAAGCUUUCUUCGAGCUGCCAGAGCUGGCAAUCUGGACAAAGUAGUGGAAUACCUGAAAAGUGGAAUAGACAUUAACACAUGUAAUCAGAAUGGGCUCAAUGCUCUGCACCUGGCGGCUAAAGAAGGCCACGUGGGACUGGUACAAGAAUUACUGGAAAGAGGGUCGGCUGUGGAUUCUGCCACUAAGAAAGGGAAUACCGCCCUGCACAUUGCAUCCUUAGCAGGACAAGCUGAAGUUGUCAAAGUUUUGGUUAAGGAAGGAGCCAAUAUUAAUGCACAGUCUCAGAAUGGUUUCACUCCAUUGUACAUGGCAGCUCAAGAGAACCACAUUGAAGUGGUGAAAUAUCUCCUGGAGAAUGGAGCCAACCAAAGCACAGCUACUGAGGAUGGUUUUACUCCCUUAGCUGUUGCUCUGCAACAAGGACACAAUCAAGCAGUGGCUAUCCUGCUGGAAAAUGACACCAAGGGGAAAGUGAGAUUACCAGCUUUGCACAUUGCUGCCAGAAAAGAUGACACCAAAUCAGCAGCGCUCCUACUGCAGAACGACCACAAUGCCGAUGUGCAGUCCAAGAUGAUGGUGAAUAGGACGACUGAGAGUGGCUUUACACCUUUGCACAUAGCUGCGCAUUAUGGAAACGUCAAUGUGGCAACGCUUCUGCUAAACCGAGGAGCUGCAGUUGAUUUCACAGCAAGGAAUGGAAUCACCCCACUGCAUGUCGCUUCCAAAAGGGGAAACACAAACAUGGUGAAGCUCUUGUUGGAUCGUGGAGGGCAGAUCGAUGCCAAAACCAGGGACGGACUCACACCACUCCACUGUGCUGCAAGAAGUGGACAUGACCAAGUUGUGGAGCUGCUUCUGGAACGAGGUGCCCCACUCCUUGCAAGGACCAAGAAUGGGCUCUCCCCACUUCACAUGGCGGCCCAGGGGGACCACGUGGAAUGCGUCAAACAUCUCCUGCAGCACAAAGCUCCUGUGGAUGAUGUCACGCUGGACUACCUGACUGCCCUCCACGUAGCUGCACACUGUGGCCACUAUCGUGUCACCAAGCUCCUCCUGGACAAGAGAGCAAAUCCCAAUGCUCGUGCCCUGAAUGGUUUUACUCCACUGCACAUUGCCUGCAAGAAAAAUCGCAUCAAAGUCAUGGAACUCCUGGUGAAAUAUGGGGCUUCAAUCCAGGCUAUAACGGAGUCGGGCCUCACACCAAUACAUGUGGCUGCAUUUAUGGGCCACUUGAACAUAGUCCUCCUUCUGCUGCAGAACGGAGCCUCUCCCGAUGUCACUAACAUUCGUGGAGAAACUGCACUGCACAUGGCAGCACGUGCCGGGCAGGUGGAAGUAGUUCGUUGUCUCCUGAGAAAUGGGGCCCUAGUUGACGCUCGAGCCAGGGAAGAACAGACUCCACUGCACAUUGCCUCUCGCUUGGGUAAAACAGAGAUUGUCCAGCUUCUGCUACAGCACAUGGCCCAUCCUGAUGCUGCAACAACUAAUGGAUACACUCCACUGCACAUCUCUGCCAGAGAGGGACAAGUUGAUGUUGCAUCAGUUCUCCUAGAGGCAGGUGCCUCACACUCCAUGUCCACCAAAAAGGGAUUCACGCCUUUGCAUGUGGCAGCCAAAUAUGGGAGCCUAGAAGUGGCAAAGCUCCUCCUGCAGCGUCGUGCCUCUCCUGAUUCAGCCGGCAAGAACGGCCUCACGCCCCUGCACGUGGCGGCCCAUUACGACAACCAGAAGGUGGCGCUGCUGUUGCUGGAGAAGGGCGCCUCGCCCCACGUGACCGCCAAGAAUGGAUACACCCCUCUACACAUUGCUGCCAAGAAAAAUCAGAUGCAGAUAGCUACCACGCUGUUGAACUAUGGGGCUGAGACCAACAUUUUGACCAAACAGGGAGUGACGCCACUUCAUUUAGCCUCCCAAGAAGGUCACACAGACAUGGUGACAUUGCUUUUGGAGAAAGGUUCCAAUAUCCAUGUGGCAACAAAGACUGGACUGACGUCCUUACACCUUGCAGCUCAAGAGGAUAAAGUGAAUGUAGCUGAAAUACUCACAAAACAUGGUGCAAACCAAGAUGCUCAGACAAAGCUUGGUUAUACUCCUUUAAUUGUGGCAUGUCACUAUGGAAACAUCAAAAUGGUGAAUUUUCUUCUCAAGGAGGGAGCAAAUGUCAAUGCUAAAACAAAGAAUGGGUACACUCCUCUCCACCAAGCUGCUCAACAAGGUCACACUCACAUCAUUAAUGUCCUUCUCCAACACGGAGCUAAGCCCAAUGCAAUCACCACCAAUGGUAACACUGCCUUAGCUAUUGCUAGGCGUCUGGGAUAUAUCUCAGUGGUCGAUACGCUGAAGGUUGUUACGGAGGAGAUUACUACCACCACAACUACUGUAACAGAGAAGCACAAGCUAAAUGUACCCGAAACAAUGACUGAGGUCCUGGAUGUUUCAGAUGAAGAAGGUGAUGAUACAAUGACAGGAGAUGGAGGAGAGUACCUUAGGCCAGAAGAUCUCAAAGAACUAGGAGAUGACUCUUUACCAAGCAGCCAGUUCUUAGAUGGUAUGAACUACCUGAGGUACAGCUUGGAAGGAGGGCGGUCUGACAGCACCAUGCCCAGCCUACGAUCCUUCAGUUCAGACAGGUCUCACACACUGAGCCAUGCCUCCUAUCUGAGGGACAGUGCCAUGAUUGACGACACUGUUGUAAUCCCUAGCCAGCAGGUAACUACUCUGGCCAAAGAAGCAGAAAGGAAUUCAUAUCGCUUAAGCUGGGGGCCUGAAAACUUGGAUAAUGUGGCUCUUUCUUCCAGCCCCAUUCAUUCAGGCUUCCUAGUUAGUUUCAUGGUGGAUGCUCGUGGGGGUGCCAUGAGGGGCUGCAGACAUAACGGACUGAGAAUUAUUAUUCCUCCGCGGAAAUGCACUGCUCCAACACGAGUGACCUGCCGCUUGGUGAAACGUCACAGACUGGCCACCAUGCCUCCCAUGGUGGAAGGGGAAGGCCUGGCCAGCCGUCUCAUCGAAGUGGGACCAUCUGGGGCCCAGUUUCUUGGGCCUGUGAUUGUGGAGAUUCCCCAUUUUGCUGCUCUGCGUGGGAAAGAGAGAGAACUGGUGAUCCUGCGCAGUGAGAACGGGGACAGCUGGAAGGAACAUUUUUGUGAAUACACUGAGGAUGAACUAAAUGAAAUCUUGAAUGGGAUGGAUGAAGUACUUGACACACCAGAAGAACUUGAGAAGAAACGUAUCUGCCGCAUCAUCACUCGUGAUUUCCCUCAGUACUUUGCAGUGGUGUCUCGAAUCAAACAGGACAGCAACCUUAUUGGACCUGAGGGGGGUGUGCUGAGCAGCACUGUUGUACCACAAGUGCAGGCAGUCUUCCCAGAAGGGGCUUUAACCAAACGAAUUCGUGUUGGCCUCCAGGCUCAACCUAUGCAUACUGAACUUAUAAAGAAGAUUUUGGGCAACAAGGCUACCUUCAGUCCUAUAGUCACACUGGAGCCCAGGAGGAGGAAGUUCCAUAAACCCAUCACGAUGACAAUUCCUGUCCCCAAGGCCUCCAGUGAUGGGAUCAUGAAUGGUUAUGGAGGUGACACACCCACUCUAAGGUUACUAUGCAGCAUAACAGGAGGAACCACCCCUGCCCAAUGGGAAGACAUCACUGGAACAACACCACUGACAUUUGUUAAUGAAUGUGUUUCCUUCACAACAAAUGUGUCUGCCAGAUUUUGGUUAAUUGACUGCCGACAGACACAAGAGUCUGUUACUUUUGCUUCUCAAGUGUAUAGAGAGAUUAUCUGCGUCCCCUACAUGGCCAAAUUUGUGGUGUUUGCCAAAUCACAUGAUCCCAUUGAAGCACGGUUAAGAUGUUUUUGCAUGACAGACGACAAGGUGGAUAAAACUCUAGAACAGCAAGAAAAUUUUGCUGAAGUUGCCAGAAGCAGGGAUGUCGAGGUAUUAGAAGGAAAACCCAUCUAUGUUGACUGUUUUGGCAAUUUGGUGCCACUAACUAAGAGUGGACAGCAUCACAUAUUCAGUUUUUUUGCCUUCAAAGAAAACAGACUUCCUCUAUUUGUUAAGGUGCGAGAUACCACUCAAGAACCCUGCGGACGAUUAUCAUUCAUGAAGGAGCCAAAAUCAACAAGAGGUCUUGUUCAUCAAGCCAUAUGUAAUUUAAACAUCACGUUACCUGUUUACACAAAGGAAUCAGAAUCAGACCAAGAACAAGAAGAAGAGGUUGAUAUGACUUCAGAAAAAAAUCAACAGGAUGAUCGGGAACGGACUGAGGAAAGACUGGCCCACAUUGCGGAUCACCUUGGAUUCAGUUGGACAGAGUUAGCAAGAGAACUGGAUUUCACAGAAGAGCAAAUUCACCAAAUCAGGAUUGAAAAUCCUAAUUCACUUCAAGACCAGAGCCAUGCACUCCUCAAAUAUUGGCUUGAAAGGGAUGGGAAACACGCAACAGAUACAAGCCUUACUCAAUGUCUUACUAAAAUCAACCGAAUGGAUAUUGUUCACCUAAUGGAGACCAGUGGCAUUGACUCUAUGCAGGUCCACGGCACUCGCACGUAUGCAGAAAUUGAACAAACAAUAGGAUUGGACCACAGUGAAGGGUUUUCCGUACUGCAAGAAGAACUGUACAGUUCAAGACAUAAGCCGGAAGAACGCCACAGAAUGUCUAAAGACAGUGACCCAAUGGAACACCCUCCCAUUGUUUCUGAGGAAGAUGUAUCUGUCAGUUAUUCUCCUUUUCAGGACAGUACUCCUAGGAGUGAGGCAGAGCUAACAAUGGCUGAGCUCCUAAGGCAAACACACAAAGAACAAGUGGAAGCUGAAUUCUCAGGGAAACCCCACAGUGUGGUAGAAACAACAUCUUCACAACAUGAAUAUUUUGUCACAACUCCAGGAACAGAGCAGACAGCAGCAAGUGAUACAUCUGCACACUUCAGUGCAACAAAGGAAGGGAGAGAAAAAACAUCCCCACAACCCUCAUCAUCUGCUCAGAGAGGUGGUUCUCCCAUCAUCCAAGAGCCUGAAGAGCUCCAUCUCCAUCAGGAUGACCUCCCUCCAAGGAGAACUAGUCUAGUGAUAGUGGAGUCAAUUGAUGAACAACCAGAAAAGCUUGGAAGUGGCUAUGAGGAGGAAUCUUUAGAAAAGGAGUUAGCAGAGGAGUUAGGUGAGCUGGAAACCAGCUCAGAUGAGGACGAGAUGGUAACUACCAGAGUCGUUCGUCGCCGGGUGAUUAUUCAGGCCGAUAGUAUGCCUGAAAUGCCACCAGAAACAGUCACAGAAGAACAAUACACAGAUGAACACGGCCACACAGUGGUAAAGAAGGUAACUAGAAAGAUCAUCCGGCGAUAUGUUUCUCCAGAUGGCACUGAAAAAGAAGACAUCAUUAUGCAAGGAACACCUCAAAAACCUGUCACGGUUGAAGAAGGAGAUGGCUAUUCCAAAGUUGUAAAACGAGUUGUGCUGAAGAGUGACAGUGAGCAGUCAGAGGUGACUUUGUCUGAACCUGGUGUUUUGCCCAGUGCCUCCAAUUUCCAGUCUGAGCCAGUGGAAGGCCGCAAGGUCAGCAAAGUCAUAAAGACUACUGUAGUGCAAGGAGAGAGAAUGGAGAAACACCUGGGGGAUGCGAGCUUAGCUACUGAUCUUCCGUCAGCCAAAGAGGACUUUGAAGAGGACAACACUAAGUAAAGCCAGCACACAGAAGAGGACUGUGAUGAAGGAUCGGUAUGGAAAACAUGUUCACAUAGAAGAGCUGGAUGACACACCAGAAGCACUACCACAGGAUGACCUCCAGCAUGACCUUCAGCAGCUUCUUAGACACUUCUGCAAAGAGGAUUGGAAACAAGAUGCAAAAUAAGAAGCUGUCACCCCUCAACAACAAUAUGUCCAUCCAGUACACAGCAUUCAUCUUUUCUAGGUGUAGACAUUAUGACCUACGUAAUCACUGGAAGACACUGCCAUUUCUACUUGUGCAGAUGCAGUGAAUUCAUUUUCUCCCCUGUAUUUGAUUUUGGGUUUUUGUUAUUUUUUACCCUGUAAGCUAAUUUGUGACCAAAGAUAGCAUCCUUCAUUUGGGAUGAUUUAUCCACCGAAUUGUCGUCUUUGUGCUGUACUGGGACCUUGUCAGCAUCGCCACUUGUUGCCGGUCCUUUGCUUCUGCACUAGCUUCACAAAACUGCAUUUGUCAAGCCAACUUCAUCUACAGGCCUCUUCAAGUGACUAUGUACAGGCACCAUGAAAAAAGGGAGUUAAUAUGUAAACUGUAUAUAGCAAGAGUAUUUGGACUUACUUAUGAGACUGCAGAAAACACACUGCCUACGAAUACUAUUAGUGUCGUGGAUUACAAGGUUUGUUGACACUGGUGAACAAUGGAAAAAGUAACAUUGACAUGAUCAACUGCGAACACUGACUGAGGAGGAAGCACUGCAGAUCUACUGCAUCCAUAAGACUUCCAGUUUAGGGAUCUAUUAUUAUAGUUAAAGGCUCUAAGAGUCAGGCUAAAAACCUGGAAAUUCAGCUGUUCUCAUGAAGAGCUGAUGGUGGCCAUCGAUACUUUUAAGACCUUUGGACAGCCACUUCAAGAUUUCCAGAAAAGAAAAAAAGUAAUUAAAAAUAUCCAAUUAGGUAACCAACUUGCUAGCAGCUAUAUCUAUGGCACAUUUGCAUACGGUAUUAAAAUCUUUUAGAUCUGGACAUGUGGCAGGGUGUAUUAAACAAUUAUAACUACAGUAGUUUCCUGUUUUCAUCACUGCUUUAGCAAACCACAUUGUCCUACUGGCCACUGCACUGUAGAUAACUAUGGGAGAAAGACUUACACUAUAUGAAAAGAAUAAUUAAUUCACCAUGUUUUAAUCAAGACUGCCUCUUAUCAGAUACAUGCAUGUGGCAUUUGAAGGUCAAAACCAAACCUCCUGUAAUUGUGUCAACCUACUCUAGCCCUCCAAGCACUGAGCGAGCAGUUUUUAUCUUUCAAAUGUUUUUUAAAGAGAAAGUGCUCACUAUCCUCGAAAGCCAGUUUCUGUUCAUAUUUUGUUACCUAUCUAUAUAUAAUAUAUAUUUCUAAAUCUACCCUCUGAAAAAAUCACGAUAGCAUGCAUGCACUUUUACUUUAAAAAAGGGAACAAAGACCUGCCAUAUUUGGUAUUCUAUACCUUAACAUUUAAAGGUGAGCACUCUGCAGCAUUUUAGAAUAUAUUACACCUGCAAACACACUAAAGGUUUUUGAACAGCUAUUUGAUUUUUUUUUUAAUAGCAUACUCAAGAACAGAUUAAAAACAAAUACUCUCCCUUAAGAAUAAUGCUUUUUCCAAGCUUACCUGGCCUUCUAUGAUUAUGGUUUGGGUUUGUGACUCACUCAGUGCUCAGAAUAAGGAAGGGCACUUCUCAUUGAAGUUCCGAUGCCAAAAGCAUGAGCACAUCUUGGGAGCUGAGGCUUCCUGCAGACAAAGCAACCUGAGGUGCCAUGCUAACACUUUUUUUUGGCAGGCAGGCAGAAAAAAAAAAAAAAAGUGUUUUGGCAGCCAAAAUGAAUGAGACCCUUGAUGAAACAUUUCAUGAUACAUCGAUGGCUUUCUUAUUGUCAAAGCACAGGAUGAUCUUCAAGAAUGGGGCUCUAAAGAAAUGCAUUUCUGUUGUGUUAUUUGCGGUGCAGAUGAUGUUCUGUGUAACAACAUAAUGGUUAUUCACCUCUUAUUUUGAUUUUUUUGCUGUGUUAUCAAAGAACUUGAAUACUGUGAGAAGAAGUGAAUUUUAAGUUGAUGAAUCAGCAUCUUGUUCCCAUGGUGAUAACACUAAUUGAAUAUAUCUAUGAGGGCAUGUAUUAGUUAAAAAUUAAAAAAAAAAAAAAAAUACAACACUAACAAUACAUAGCUGCAAUGUGUACAAUGGCUGAUUUAACUAAAUAAAAAUGUACAAGUGUUAAAUGUA
This is a messenger RNA of Centrocercus urophasianus (Greater sage-grouse), 8044 nucleotides long. It is a transcript of the gene ANK2, whose product is annotated as ankyrin 2. The transcript is spliced from 48 exons. Gene Ontology annotation, molecular function: protein binding. Bases 92 to 5806 code for a protein of 1904 amino acids. The record is from RefSeq and is a predicted model, not a curated record. Gene Ontology annotation, biological process: protein localization to T-tubule; signal transduction; regulation of cardiac muscle contraction. Lineage: Eukaryota; Metazoa; Chordata; Aves; Galliformes; Phasianidae. Gene Ontology annotation, cellular component: T-tubule.